ACGACCCUAGACAAACUCGCCGGCUGGGCUCGCAGCGGCUCCCUCUGGCCCUUGACCUUCGCCCUCGCCUGCUGCGGCAUCGAGAUGAUGCACGUCUCCAUGCCGCGCUACGACAAUGACCGGCUGGGCAUCAUCUUCCGCGCCUCGCCGCGCCAGGCAGACGUCAUGAUCGUCGCCGGGACCGUGACCAACAAGAUGGCCCCUGCGCUGCGGCAGCUGUACGACCAGAUGCCCGACCCCAAGUGGGUCAUCUCCAUGGGCAGCUGUGCCAACGGCGGGGGUUACUAUCACUAUUCGUACAGCGUGGUCAGGGGUGUGGAUCGCGUGGUUCCCGUGGAUGUAUAUGUUCCGGGAUGUCCGCCGACAGCAGAGGCGCUCUUGCAGGGGAUACAUGUGCUGCAACGAAAGGUUCGAGGGGAAAGGAAGGCGAGGAUGUGGUACCGCAAGUAG
This is a messenger RNA of Microdochium trichocladiopsis, 450 nucleotides long. RefSeq names its product NADH dehydrogenase iron-sulfur protein 7. The transcript has a single exon. The annotation marks the transcript as partial. Gene Ontology annotation, molecular function: NADH dehydrogenase (ubiquinone) activity; 4 iron, 4 sulfur cluster binding; quinone binding. Lineage: Eukaryota; Fungi; Ascomycota; Sordariomycetes; Xylariales; Microdochiaceae. The record is from RefSeq and is a predicted model, not a curated record. Gene Ontology annotation, biological process: mitochondrial respiratory chain complex I assembly; aerobic respiration; electron transport coupled proton transport.